AUGACUAGGAACGCAAUUCCAUUCCCCAAUGCCGUCUACGGCCCGACCAAGAUCCUCCAGCAUUGGUACACCAAAACCAUCGCCAUCGCAGAGACGUGGCUUACAGCGUUUCCCAUCGACCCCGGAUUUGUUCAGACCGAAAUGGGCAACCGCGGCGCCCGGUCCUUCAAUCUCGAGCAGGCUAGCAUUACCGUCGACGAGAGCGUUCAGGGUGUUGUCAAGGUCAUUGACGCUUCCACCAAGGAGACGCAUUCCGGCAAGCUCUUUUUGUGGACUGGCGAGGAGGUCCCUUGGUAA
Molecule: messenger RNA, 297 nt
Organism: Akanthomyces muscarius
Lineage: Eukaryota; Fungi; Ascomycota; Sordariomycetes; Hypocreales; Cordycipitaceae
Exons: 2
Coding region: 1-297 (98 amino acids)
Source: RefSeq, a predicted model, not a curated record